Molecule: messenger RNA, 2376 nt
Organism: Vicugna pacos (alpaca)
Lineage: Eukaryota; Metazoa; Chordata; Mammalia; Artiodactyla; Camelidae
Source: RefSeq, a predicted model, not a curated record
CCCGACAGCCCCGGGCCGCAGGCGCGGGCGGUUGGCAGCGCGGGCGGCGAGGUGGUGCAGCGGUACAGCAAGGAGAAGAGGGAUGCCAUCUCGCUGGCCAUCAAAGACAUCAAGGAGGCCAUCGAGGAGGUGAAAACCAGGACCAUCCGUUCGCCUUACACCCCCGACGAGCCCAAAGAGCCCAUCUGGGUCAUGCGCCAGGACAUUAGUCCCACCAGGGAUUGUGACGACCAGAGGCCGGUGGAUGGAGAUUCUCCAUCUCCAGGCAGUUCCUCACCCCUGGGUGCAGAGUCUUCGAGCACUCCCCUUCAUCCCAGUGACCCCGCGGACACCUCCACAAAUAAAGAGUCAAGAAAAAGCUUGGCUUCAUUCCCAACCUACGUUGAAGUUCCUGGACCCUGUGACCCCGAGGACUUGAUCGAUGGAAUCAUUUUUGCUGCCAAUUACCUCGGCUCCACCCAGCUGCUCUCAGACAAAACUCCCUCCAAAAACGUGCGCAUGAUGCAGGCUCAGGAGGCAGUGAGCAGGAUCAAGAUGGCCCAGAAAUUAGCCAAAAGCAGGAAGAAGGCUCCCGAAGGUGAAUCUCAGCCCAUGACCGAGGUGGACCUCUUCAUUUCUACCCAGAGAAUUAAAGUAUUGAAUGCCGACACGCAGGAGACAAUGAUGGACCACCCUCUGAGGACCAUUUCCUACAUCGCAGACAUCGGGAACAUCGUUGUCCUGAUGGCCCGCAGGCGGAUGCCCCGCUCCAAUUCCCAGGAGAAUGUGGAAGCCUCCCACCCGUCGCAGGAUGGGAAAAGGCAGUACAAGAUGAUCUGCCACGUCUUCGAGUCUGAGGACGCCCAGCUGAUUGCACAGUCCAUCGGGCAGGCGUUUAGCGUGGCGUACCAGGAAUUCCUCAGGGCCAACGGGAUCAACCCCGAAGAUCUCAGCCAGAAGGAGUACAGUGACCUGCUCAACACCCAGGACAUGUACAACGAUGACCUGAUCCACUUCUCCAAGUCAGAAAACUGCAAAGAUGUCUUCAUAGAGAAGCAGAAAGGGGAGAUCCUAGGUGUGGUAAUUGUCGAGUCUGGCUGGGGAUCCAUCUUGCCAACCGUGAUCAUAGCCAACAUGAUGCACGGAGGACCAGCAGAGAAAUCGGGGAAGCUGAACAUCGGGGACCAGAUCAUGUCCAUAAACGGCACCAGCUUGGUGGGCCUGCCUCUCUCCACCUGCCAGAGCAUUAUUAAGGGCUUGAAGAACCAGGCCCGAGUCAAGCUGAAUAUCGUGAGGUGUCCCCCGGUGACUACUGUGUUGAUCCGGAGACCAGACCUCCGCUACCAGCUGGGGUUCAGCGUCCAGAACGGAAUUAUCUGCAGCCUCAUGCGAGGGGGAAUAGCAGAGAGAGGAGGCGUCCGUGUGGGACAUCGCAUCAUUGAGAUUAAUGGGCAGAGCGUGGUCGCCACCCCGCACGAGAAGAUCGUCCACAUCCUCUCCAACGCCGUGGGGGAGAUUCACAUGAAGACGAUGCCGGCUGCCAUGUACAGACUGCUGACGGCCCAGGAGCAGCCCGUGUACAUCUGAGGCCGCGCACCCGCCGGGCGCAUGCAUGGAGGACUCUCCUCACUUGUGGUUGUGUUUCUCGUGCUGCAUCUGUGUGCCCACUGAGACGUUCCCCUCUUGUGCCCAGCACUCCGUUUCACGCAGGAAGAAAAGAGUCCAGAGACCUGCCUCUCUGCUCUCGUCUCUCUCUGGUUUGCUUUUUUUGUGUUUUAAUACCAGGGAAGUUUUGUAUGCUCUCCCUUGGGACUGGAGAGCAGCCAGUGUCCACCCGGAGUCGGCCUGGGACCACCCUGAAGGGCCCUUAUGGGGGAGGGUUCCGAGGAGGGUUGUCACCGCCCAGGAAGAGGGGUGCAGACCUCUUAUCAGGAGCCCCUGGCAGCGGUGAGGAAGCUGAUUGAGCAGCGCCUACAGUCCAGUUGCUGAUCUCUGCUCUUGUCCAGUCUCCGGGAAUAGGGUCGUAACGGGGGACCAGCCUGUGUCUUUACGGAUGUGCCCGCCCACCGCGUACUUGGGGCACCACACGUUAUUUCCACCCAGAAUUUCUGAGCCAACCUUAUGCCUCUUCUGCGGCUUGUUUUAGUUUCAACACGAUUGUCUUUUCUAACAUGAGCCUUUUCACCCAAGAAUAGAAGAGGAGCGACCUUGGACAAGGAUGCCAUCGCGUUGCAGAGAGCUAGGCCCUUCCCGGGGUGUCCGAGGCCACCCUGGGUUGUCCCGAGUUAUCAACAGCUAGACAUACACAGGCAGGCGCUCUCUGCUGCCACCUCCUGCGUCACACAGGUGCGUCACGGUCUCACUUGCAUCUGCGUCACCCUCCCCCCCCCACCAGUG